This is a messenger RNA of Verruconis gallopava, 1192 nucleotides long. RefSeq lists its product as uncharacterized. The record is from RefSeq and is a predicted model, not a curated record. The transcript has 5 exons. Gene Ontology annotation, biological process: actin filament polymerization; Arp2/3 complex-mediated actin nucleation. Gene Ontology annotation, cellular component: actin cytoskeleton; Arp2/3 protein complex. The coding region runs from base 88 to 1044 and encodes 318 amino acids. Lineage: Eukaryota; Fungi; Ascomycota; Dothideomycetes; Venturiales; Sympoventuriaceae. Gene Ontology annotation, molecular function: actin filament binding; structural constituent of cytoskeleton.
GCCUCGCAGGCACCUCCGAAAUAGCCACAUCCCCCGCCCACUAGUACACGCAAAUACCGCUCUGGAAUACAGGCCGGAGCCAUCAAGAUGCUGCUCCUAGACUACCAGAAUGUGCUGAUAGAGUCACUCCUCAAGGAAAGGUUCUCUGGAGCUGCGCCCGUUUCAAUUGACCAGGUCGUGUCUGACUUUGACGGUGUCACUUUUCAUAUAUCGACGCCGGAGGCGAAGACGAAGAUAUUGAUAUCCAUUUCGGUCAAGUGCUUCCACGAGCUUGUGCAGUAUGGCGCGCAGGCAGUGCUUGAAAGAGAAUAUGGGCCCUACAUUGUGGCGCCAGAACAGGGCUACGAUUUCUCGGUGCAAGUAGAUCUCGAAAAUCUGCCGGCCGAGCAAGAAGCCCGCGACGACCUCAUCCGACGCAUUUCGAUCCUCAAGCGGAACGCCAUGGCCGCCCCUUUCGAGCAGGCCUUUGACGAAUUCGAAGCCCUCGAACAAGAGGCUUCUAAGUACACAACUGAAUCCGCGCCGCAAGGCGUGCUCGAGGGAGGAGAAGUGCGAGCCAUCCACUACCGCGAGGAAGAAGCCAUCUAUGUGAAGGCAGGCUACGACCGCGUGACGGUGAUUUUCAGUACCAUUUUCAAAGACGAGACGGAUCGAGUGUUCGGCAAGGUGUUUUUGCAGGAAUUUGUCGACGCUAGACGGAGAGCCAUCCAGAACGCGCCCCAGGUUCUCUUCCGCAACGAUCCGCCGCUGGAACUGCAGGGCAUUCCGGGGUUGGCGUCUGGCAAGGGCGAAAUAGGAUACAUUACGUUUGUGCUCUUCCCUCGUCACCUGACUCGCCAGCGGAGAGAGGAGGUCAUUUCGCACAUCCAGACUUUCCGCGACUACUUCCACUACCACAUCAAGGCUUCCAAGGCCUAUAUUCACUCGCGGAUGCGCAGAAGGACCGCGGACUUUCUGCAAGUCCUACGUCGUGCUCGGCCCGACACAGAGGAGAAAGCGGAGAGAAAAACGGCCAGCGGAAGAACUUUCAGGGUGCAAGGGUGAGAAGAUCAAGGGCGCUUCAAUGCACGCAGCGAGAAAACGUGCGAUUCAGUCAAUGCUGUAUGAGCGGAAGGGUUGUACUUGAACCCUCAACUACUGCUCCUCAAUCCCAGUUCCAAAGCAGAUCAAAUAUACAUCGUAACUCUUUGUG